AUGAGGAUUGCCACAACCUACAUCGGCACCCACUACGAGUACACCAUCCAGACCACCCUCCGCCACUGCGCCCUCCUCCUGCACCGCACCGGCGGCCGCUCCGACGCCGGCACCGACCUCCUCGGCACCUGGCACCUGCCCACCCACGAACACCCGCUGCGCGUGCUCGUGCAAUGCAAAGCGCUGAAGACCAAGCUGGGGCCGAACCUGGUGCGUGAGCUCGAGGGCACGUUUGCGCAGGCGCCGGUGGGGUGGCGCAGUCGCACACACUCUCAUACACACACAUACAGUGGUAGUGGUGGUGGUGGUGGCAGCGUGGUGGGCGUGCUGGUUAGUCCCCGCGAGGCGACGAGGGGGGUCCGGGGCGCGUUGGCCAAGAUCCCUGGCAUGGACCAGGUCGAAAGGGACAUGCUCCGGGCGCAGGACCGGUGGUUUGCCCUCUGGGGGGUGGGCGAGGAACGAUACGAGGAGGUGGUCGAGGUCGUGGAGAGGCUGUUCCCCGAGGAGAAGCCGUUGCUGUUUGCCCGCGAUGGGCGGGUGACUGGACUCACCGAGGAAGAAAUGCAGGUCGUCAGGACGGCGUUGGCUACGGGGACUACCCACACAAGCACAGACACGAGCACAAUAAAAGUGUAAUCGGU
Messenger RNA from Aspergillus heteromorphus CBS 117.55, 641 nucleotides. RefSeq lists its product as uncharacterized. The coding region runs from base 1 to 636 and encodes 211 amino acids. The transcript is spliced from 3 exons. The record is from RefSeq and is a predicted model, not a curated record. Lineage: Eukaryota; Fungi; Ascomycota; Eurotiomycetes; Eurotiales; Aspergillaceae. Gene Ontology annotation, cellular component: mitochondrion.